GUCCUUUUUUUUUUUUUUUUACAUUAUUGUGCAAGUGAUAGCAGACCUCCGGAAGCCCUGGGAAAACUGUGGUUCUUAUAUGUGAGCUACCAAAAUCUCACAUUACUCUAGGCUACAUACAGAUAUCAGGACAAUGCAAAGUAUUGACAACACAACCAGAAUACUCCAAGAGAAGUGCAGAGGACUGUACAAGGUACUUCUAACGUUUCUCUGCUCUGUGGUCUGCAGCGCUGCUGGUCAGUCUCUUCCUGAAGGGGACGGGUGUCCCGUUCCGAUGUGGUUCCAGUUCAACAGCAGCUGUUAUACGUUUAUUUAUGUUACACAGAAAAAGUCGCUUAAUCUGGAUCUUGCCCGUGAGCUUUGCAAAGACAUUGGUUCUGAUAUUAUAAGCGUUCAAAGCCGGGAGGAAAAUGAGUUCUUACUGAAGAUGUUCCGGACUAAAUGGAAGGGACCCAAGGAGAUUUUGCUGGGCAUGUUUUAUGAUGCUGAUGAUGACACUUUGAAAUGGUUUGACAAGUCGCCUGUAACAUUCACGAAUUGGAGACAGGAGAAGAUCACAGAUGAAAACUUAAACACCUGCGUGAAAAUGAACACAGUGACCGGAGAGUGGGACUUCACCGAGUGCGACCGCUUUACCGAAUCAGAGACAUUGUGUAAAACAGGACUGAGUCCUCAAGAGAAGAAUACAAAUGGUCAGCGAAUGCUGAUGAUUAGCCUGGUCAUUGCAUUUGCACUAAUUUUACCAUCACUACUACUACUGUUCUUCAUUCUACAUAAGAGGAAAAGGUUACUCUCUGGAUUUCCAUCAAGGCAUCUACCAGGAGCAGCACAGGUUCUCCCAUAUAGUGAUGAUGAUAUACUGGUGGAUACAAUGGAAGGAGAGGACAGUGCCUGAGUGGACGCCAUUAGUAUGUUAACCACAGUCCCAACGCUGCACAUCAUACCGGUUAUCUUCAACAGUGAAAUGUAGCAACCUGAAAGUGAGCCAGUACUUUACAAGUUCAUUAAAUAUUCCACCCUC
Rana temporaria (common frog) is the source of this 1021-nucleotide messenger RNA. RefSeq names its product CD302 molecule (gene CD302). Bases 134 to 895 code for a protein of 253 amino acids. Gene Ontology annotation, molecular function: signaling receptor activity. The transcript has 6 exons. The record is from RefSeq and is a predicted model, not a curated record. NCBI's taxonomy places the organism in Eukaryota, Metazoa, Chordata, Amphibia, Anura, Ranidae.